Molecule: messenger RNA, 5993 nt
Organism: Ictalurus punctatus (channel catfish)
Lineage: Eukaryota; Metazoa; Chordata; Actinopteri; Siluriformes; Ictaluridae
Product: HPS6 biogenesis of lysosomal organelles complex 2 subunit 3
Exons: 1
Coding region: 320-2866 (848 amino acids)
Biological process (GO): melanocyte differentiation; protein localization to membrane; lysosome localization
Cellular component (GO): lysosomal membrane; BLOC-2 complex
Source: RefSeq, a predicted model, not a curated record
CAGCGAACAGGCCGUCGGUAAGCUUCCGUUUUGACUCCUCCUACAGGAAAGGACUCGCGUUUUAUUCCGGAAAUUAACAAACUCGUGAUGUCAAGUGGCGAGCAGAAAGGGUUGAGUUGUUAAACGUAGGAAAAGACAGGCUUUUUCGGAUUAGAAUUAUUUCUGAACACAUUGGCAUCCGCUCACUGUGAACUAUAAUGGAAGCGAUGAAACGACGGAAGACAGAUAUGCUGCGCCGCUGCCAUAAAGUGAAGUAACUGUCAUCGACUACCUGCUCUAUUUUGCGUCCUAGUCCGGGAUUUCCUCGCCUUCAGCUAAUAUGACGCAGCAUGUUUUGGAGCAGGUGACAGAUUUCGGCGAUUUUACAAGAGGUAAAGAACUGAAAGACUUUUUAAAGCAGUCUUAUGCGAAACAUUCUUCAAAAAGCUGCUUGUCUAAUAUCCGCAUUAGUCCAGAUGGGCGACACAUCCACAUUAUCCAGCAAGCUCCGAGAACUGGUCUCAUGACCCAUGACAGAUACCAAAGAGCCCACCUAGUACAGUGCGAGGAACAUCUGGAUUUAGUUCUGACACGGAAUGUCUCCAUAGUAGACCUACUUUAUUUCAGACUAAACGACUCAGAGGAUGGAGUGCUUCUGCUUGGAAUAAUAUUUGAGAAUGGCAAAGCUGAAUUAUGGAAAUUCUCCGAGAAGAAAUGUGGAUGGAGCUUGCUUCAGACUGUGGAUCUCUGUAACAGCCCCAGAGCCAAAAUCGUUUCUGUGUGCCUCAGUCAGAAUUUCAUCAUAUGGUGUGAGCAGAGACCUCCUUCAGAGAGCUCUUCGGUCUCCAGUGCGGAUCGCCGUAACUUCACAUACUGCAUCUGUAAAAGGACUUUUGAUGUAGACGAACGAGGUAUCUCCUUGGGUGGAGUGAAAACUGCACUGCACAAUAAUCCUCAUUAUUCGCUUAUCAGUACUGGAGAUGUUGUAUAUUUGUUACCAAAUAUAAAGGAAGACUCUUGCACAAGUGUUACAAAAGUGUUUUUGUCCUGGUCCCCUCAGAAUGAUGUCUAUAAGGUCCACAGUGCCAGUUAUGGGACUGUCCUUAUCAAAAAUUCCAAUCCAAAUAAACAGUUUGACUUUAAGGGAUUGGUCACUGAUUGCAUCGGCUAUCUGUCCACCAUUACCCCGCCUGACAUCUAUGGUUUUAGUCCUAUUGGAUAUGGGGAUAUCCUGCUCCUCCUCAGCUCGGGGUGGAUUUGCAUUAUGCAAAGAGAUGGAGUUCUGCGGCAGAUUUAUAAACUGCCUGACAACUGCCUUACUACAUGCGGGACUCAAAACAGCCUAAACAUGUAUGACGAUGUCAUUGCACUAACAAUAGGCAGAAUGAUGUACCUAAUCGACAUUAAGUGUGGCGUGGAGUUGGAGAGGAUCCCUUUAAAAGGGGAGGGCCUCCUCUUUGUGAACUGUUUGGAUAGUUAUUCCCCACAGAUGUUCUCAGAGGCUGGGUUAUAUAAGGUAAUCCAGAAGGAGAUCGAAGCAAAAGCCAAACCAUCAAGUGCUCAUUUAGAGAAUAUUAACUUGGGUGCUGUCUUGGUUGAGGCUGUGUUUGAGGAGGCGUGUAAAUAUUACCAACAGAGAAGUCUUAGCAGCACACAGCUAACAGCUGAAAAACUCAAGAAGGGUGGGAUGUUUCAGGCACCUAUCGCAAUGGCAGACAUCAUCAGGGAUUACUUGGGCAACAGUAAGACAAAAACGACGAGGAAGGAUUCUUCAGGACAUGAGAAACUGUUAAGCUGUCUUGACUCUGAGCUGAAGAGUCUCAUUGCCCUGGAGGACAUUAAGGCAUCAGUGGUGAAAGCCUCAGAAAAACAUCUACAUAGUUAUUGUGAGACUCUGGUUCAGCAGGAACUCUGCAGACUUCUCAGCUCUGAAAUCGAUAGGGAAAACCUACAAUAUCUGAAUAGUAUGUUCCAACUAUUCCCUACCGAGACCUGGCAAGCCGUACAGGCUGUACUCCAACUCCGAUGCAACGGCGAGGGCUCUUUAUCUACCAAAGCUCCUGCUGAAUUAUGGAAGAUUGUUCUAAGCACUGUCCAAACAACACCUAAUUACUACAAUAGUAAGCAGAAAAACACCCCAGCCAAUGGUACGUUGCCAGUCUUCGAGUUGCUGUGUCAGUCCAUCUUUAAAUUCCAGCCCAGCUGGCUUCCCAGCUUUCUGGAGCUGGCACAGCAGCAGUCCAGCUCUUCAUCUACGUCUUCCUGGAAUUUUGGAAAGGAGAACUCUGAGAGCCUACCUUUAUAUAAACGGGCUCUUGCUGUCCUUCCCUGUAAAAGUGCCUGCCAAGACUUGGAGGUGGAGCUGCUUUUGUGUAGCCAGCGGCCUAAUGCAGUAAUGCAAGCUCUUCGCAUGCUCAUAGGACAAGGCCAGUGGGACCGUGUUACCCAGGUGGCCGAGAGGUACAGCCGUCAAAGCCCUCUUCUCAAUAAGGAGAUCUUCACCACACUGCUUAGUGAGGUGUCCCAGCACAGAGACCUGGACCCCUACCUGGACUUACUAUGGGCCCUUUGUCCAGAAGAUAUGACUGUUACUGGAAUUUUAAACCUAGUUCUUAAAAAUUUACCCUCGACUACAGAGUCCUAUGGCCCAUUUCAGGGAGAUUCGCACAGGAGUCAGCCCACCAUUGGGCUUCUGAAGCCUCUGCUGAGUAAAGUUCUCCAGCGGGAGACGAGAUCCAGCCAGAGGUAUGCAGACAUUCUCCAGUCCCCCACCCUCCCACCGCCUACGCCUCGACGUCAGGUCAUAGAGUUGGCUCGGGUCAACACUGAGCUGGACAUUGACCUAAAGGAGGAAACUCCAACUGGAUCGCCAGUCACCUCCGUCUGACAUUCCCAGACACAAAUCAGAUCAGUAUCGUCAUUGACUGUGGUUCUUUCACGAGCCAGACACUGCUGUCCUUAGUGUUAUUGCCGAUAACAGAUAUAGGAACCUUAAUGGGGCCUACAUUAAAGGCUUUUAAAUAUUGAUUGGUCUGUAGUGAACUGCAGAGUUUAAGUAUGGCCUAUUGUUAUUAUUUUUAAAAUGCCUUGUUUGGAGCAACAUUUUAGGUUUUUUCAUUUAAUGACAUGAUUCUUUGAUUUCAUAUGAAUGUGCCCUUAUUUAAGCUCCAUGGAACAUUAAUUGUGUUAAAGGGGCAUGCUCUUUUAUACUGACCUGACUCAUGGGUGUCAGUCACAUCAUAGUAUAUUUUAUAUCAAAUGUGUCCAACUGGUUACUUUUAUCGCAAAUAGAACAAACCUUGCCUUAUUCAAGGGUAAGGGUUGCAAAGGUGUGCUGUUGUAGCCCAGUAGAGCAGCUUGAGGUUCAGUCAUUACAGGAAAUAAUGGCGUGGCGCUGCACUGAGCCAUGCUAUCUGCUUCUGGAAGUGAAAAAUGUGAUUAUUGCUAUAACACUACAUAUGAUGUUAUCUAAAUGUGCAUACUAAUAAUUAGACUUAACUGUAGUCAGUAAUGUGGUGAACAUCUAAUAAUAUGUUAAUACAAAUGUAUAUAAAGUCACUAAAAACCUAUUUCUACAGACAGGUGACAAGUUAAAGGAUUAAACACUGGUUGUGUUUUUGUUACGUUUUGCCGGCAUGGUUCAUGUCUAUUGUCCCCUUUAUAUGUGCCAUUACAAAUCAAUACAAUCCUAUUCUGGCUGAUCACAUUUAUCCUAUGGUGAAUCAUUUCUAUCUUGAUGUGAGUGGUCUCCUCCAGCAUGAGGGCUCACUAAACGGUUUGAGUAUGAAAAUGAUUUAAAUCAUAUGUUAAUCCUUUGCAGUCACCGGAUUUAAACCCAGUUGAACACAAAUGGGAGAUUGUGGAGUUACGUUUACACUGCUCUCCACCACCAUCAUCAAAACACCAAUAUAUUUUGGAAGAAUGGUGUUCAUCCCUUCAGUACAGUUCCAAAUACUUGCAGAUUUUUUCCCUUUAAUUUAUCACCUGUCUGUGUAUUGAGUAAUAAGUUACUUGACAUGACCUUUCCAAUCAUGUAUACAAGUUUACCCUUAUCAAGAAAAUCCCAUUUAUGAACAUGAAAACCUUAUUUGUAUGCUCUUCAACUCCUCUUCGCCUGUUAAACCAGUGUUGCAUGGCCUGUAUUGCACAUUUGAACAUGAUUGCCUCUUACAUUUAAUGAUUCAGUAACAAUUGUUAAAAGCCAACUGAUGGUUGGUUCUUAAAUUAAUGCAGCAAAGGCUGACAUGUGACAUUUUCACAUUUUGCCCAGUCUGCAUAUUCUAGGAAAUUCCCCAUGAUAAAGCAUUUAACAAUUGCCUUGGUGAUAUAACUAUAUAGAUAUGCAAAAGCCAUGAAAAUGUGUUUUGCACUUUUGUUGGCAUGUUAAUAUAUGAACAAAUAACAGAAAAUAAUUAAGAAUUGUGUGUGUGUGUGUGUGUGUGUGUGUGUGUGUGUGUGUGUAUAUAUAUAUAUAUAUAGAGAGAGAGAGAGAGAGAGAGAUUCACACACACACACACACACACACACACACAUAUACAUACAUUACCAGUCAAAAGUUUGGAGACACUCGACUGAAAUGUUUCUCUUUGAUCUUUUGAUCUGAAGGUGUGUGAUUAAAUGUUUGAAAUCAGUGUUGCAGACAAAAAUAUAAUUGUGCCAAAAUAUUCAUUUCUUUCAUUAGAAAACUAACAUUUUAUUUACAUUUUUUUUUUUUUUUUAAUGGAUGACUUGGAGUGAAAUAUUCAGAAAAGCAGCCAAUAAGAAUCCAGCAUAGGUGGGAACUCCUUUAAUACUGUUUAAAAAGCAUCUCAGGGGAAUUCCUCAAGAAAUCGGUUGGAAAAAAUGCCAAGAAUACAUCUCUGGAAAUUCUAGGCAAAAAGGGGGUCUACUUUGAAGAUGCUAAAAUACUAAAUUAUUUUGGGGUUUUUUUUAUAACUACAUAAUUCCCAUAGUUCUAUUUGUGUUACUCCAGAGUAUUGAUGACUUUAUUAUUAUUCUAAAAUGUGGAAAAAUAAAAAUAAAGAAUGAGUGUGUCUAAACUUUUGACUGGUAGUUUGUAUAUAUAUAUAUAUAUAUAUAUAUAUAUAUAUAUAUAUAUAUAUAUAUAUAUAUAUAUAUAUAUAUACAAUAUAUAUACAAUAUAUACAAUAUAUGUAUGUAUGUAUGUAUAUAUAUAUAUAUGUAUGUAUGUAUGUGUGUGUGUGUGUGUAUAUAGAUAUAGAUAUAUACAUGUACAUACAAGGAGUCUCAUCUGUUGUUUCAAAGUUACUUCUUAAGUGAAUUUUUCAUUCUGCUCAAUAUCCAGAAGUAGUUACCAGUUCCUACAGGAUUUAGCAUUUACAUUACACCACAACCUAUUUAUCAACAUGAUAUAUCUUAUUUAUUGAUAAUUAAGUUAACUAGGAAUUUAGCAUGUAACCUCCAACAUAGACACUAGAUGCUGAUUUACAAACACAGACUCCGAGUUAGAGGUUCAGAGUCAGCAGCAGUCACAACCCUGCAUUAAAUUGAAUUUGAAGUAAAUUUUAUUAUGCACAGAAUGAGAGUGUCCUUUAAUUGAAGCAUGUUGCACAGACUUAUGUGGCUCUGUAUUGGUUCAGCACAGCUAAUCUCAUUUUGUGUUGCCUUUUUAGUCACACCUUAUUCCAUCCCAUGACCACAAACUAAUGCUUAACAUCAGUAUGUUAUUUAAUUGGAUGUAGUUUGAAUUUUUUUAAAGCUUUUGUUUGGUGUGGGAACAGAAAGCAUUUUCAUAAAACAGAAUAUUUAAAUAUAUCAGGACAAACAUCUUGAAAAUAGGAUUUCUUGGAAACUGGGAAUGUUUUCUAAUUUGGAGCACCUAUAUCUCUGUAUGUUUUAUACAAUUCUUUACUUUUUUAUUUUUGUAAAUUUGUGCAUCGUAUGUAUUAUUUACAUACUGUAUGACACAAUGAGCUUCAUGCACCAAAUGUAAAACUCUGUAAAGUACUGAUCAGUGAUAGAUGGAAAUAAAUGAUUCUCUUUUGGAGCCUGUA